This is a messenger RNA of [Torrubiella] hemipterigena, 987 nucleotides long. Lineage: Eukaryota; Fungi; Ascomycota; Sordariomycetes; Hypocreales; Clavicipitaceae. The record is from the annotation of a GenBank genome assembly.
AUGCGCACCGCCUUUCACAUUGCUGGUGCGGACAACCUCGCCAAGAAGGGCGACUAUGUUCAAAUAGUUCAGCUAUACAAUGUUCUACGACAAAACAAGCUACUGCCUGCGAAUUGUGUCUGGGAAGAUCUUGAAGAAUUUUGGAGGCUUCAGGGCAACGCCUCCUUUUUCGUUGGUGAUCCGCCCGAGAGUUACUUCGCCUGCGCCAAAAAUUACAGCAUAAGUAUCGGGUCGUCUGUUUUAAACUGGGCACCUGGGAGAAUAAAGAGAACAUUGCGCUUUCAGCUGAAUUCGGCAAAUAUUCGAAAGCUAAAGACAUUGGCCUUUAUGUCUCGUUAUGUCCACACAAGCACUUGCGGAGGUGGUCCGCGCGUGACGCUGUCGCUGAUGAGCGUUUCAACAACUCUUCAAACCUCUGUCCAACGACGCUAUACAGAUAGCAAAGGUAAACUCGAUAAGGUAUUUGCGCAAGAGGUGCUGGAGUGUUGCGCUGCCAUUGAAAAGCUACAAGCUCGGGGCAUUGCACAGAAAAUAGCCGCCGAGUUCGAAAGGGAUGAGACUGAGCUCUAUUUCAACCUGUAUCGUCUCCAGCAUCAGAUAUCCCAGGUGACGGAAAGAAUAUCCGAACGAGUGCAUCCCUCUCUUCUCGAAGGAGAUGAUCUGAACACCAUAUCGACUCUAAAAGCACUCUGUGACUCGUUUCUCUUUUUCCCGUCGGCCUGUGACACCAAUACAGAGUGCAGAAAUAUGAUGUUGAAUCAGGGUCUACCCGCUAUUGGUGAAGCACUGGCGGAUUGGAUAUCAGAAGGCAAUGGAGACGUUGUCUUGAAAGAAAUGCAGGACAGAGAGAAUCUACAGCCGGGCAAUGCCAGUGGUCUUAAGGUAGACGUUGAGCGUAUAUGGUCCUUUAAAACCAUUCAAAAGGCUGUUGGUAAGAUUAUGGCUAUGAGGAGGAAGAGGUUAGGGAGACAAUCAGGGCGGUAUUAG